AAUUUGGGUUGUCAUGUAAAAGAAACUCCGCGCUAAAAGUUUUAUUCUAAAAAUCAGUUUGAUUUUUCAGACAUCGUUUUUGCGAAAAUGUCAUUUUUCAAGAAUAUUUUUGCAAAGAACACUGAGAAUUCAUCGCUUCAAAAAGUACAGGGAGAAGCUAGCGGUAUUCGUCCGACCAUUAGUAGUAUGAAUGAAAUUAUCGACAAUUUUCUGUAUCUCGGAAGUCUGCCCUUGGAUUCUGACGAUGAAAGAAGCAUCGAGAAAAAAGGUAUCACAGAUAUUAUCAAUGCGAGUAUGAGAGAACGACAAUACAAAAUUCCAGUCGAGUCCAUGAUGGUCGAAAUUGAAGACUCAAACGAUGCGAAUAUCAUGGUGCACUUCGAUAAAGUUGCUGACAAAAUAGAUCGUGUUAUGAAGCAUAAAGGCAAAGUACUGGUUCAUUGUAUAUCCGGAGUGAAUAGGUCAUCCACUUUGGUAAUCGCAUAUCUGAUGAAAUAUCAUAACAUGACCUUGAAAAAUGCAUACUCUCUCGUCAAACAAAAGAGGCCCAUGAUCGGCCCCAAACCUGGCUUUUGGAGUCAACUUGUAGAUUAUGAAAUGCAGCUCUUUGGCAGAAACACGGAGACAAAAGAUCAACUUGUGUGGUCGGUUCAAUAACAACCAACUUGUGUGGUCGGUUCAAUGGUGCUGUCGGAUUCGUUUUCAGUGCCUGUUCAGCAGGCGCUCUGUUUACAGAUUUCAAGAGGCGAGCGCCCACUGGCGGGAAAGCUGUUUGCAUGCGCAGUGCGUUUUUCACCAGUGUCCGUCCUACAUACAUAUCUAUAAAUGAUAAAAAUAACAUCGAAUAAACUCAAGAA
Messenger RNA from Exaiptasia diaphana, 857 nucleotides. Its product is annotated as dual specificity protein phosphatase 14. The transcript is spliced from 4 exons. The record is from RefSeq and is a predicted model, not a curated record. The coding region runs from base 88 to 657 and encodes 189 amino acids. Gene Ontology annotation, molecular function: protein tyrosine/serine/threonine phosphatase activity. Gene Ontology annotation, biological process: protein dephosphorylation. Lineage: Eukaryota; Metazoa; Cnidaria; Anthozoa; Actiniaria; Aiptasiidae. Gene Ontology annotation, cellular component: cytoplasm.